AUGCCGUUGGUUCCAGCUGCCUUCUGUUUAAUUUUGGAUCCAGCUCCCUUCUGUUUACAGUUGGAUCUAGCUCUCUUCUGUUUUCAUUUGGAUCAAGCUUUUUCUUGUUUAAUGUUAGAUCCAGCUUUCGUCAUUUUCGUUUUGGAACCAGCUUUCUUCUCUUUUCUUUUCUUUGGCAUCCAGCUUCCUUGUAUGCAGAUUUCUCCUGAUUACUUUCUUCUGUUUACUUUUCGAUCCAGCUUUCUUCUAUUUACUUAUGGUUACAUCUUUCUUCUUUUCACUUUUGGAUCCAGCUUUCUACGGUUUAUUUUGAGAUCCAGCUUCCUCCUGAAUACGUUUCGAUCCAGAUUUCUUCUCGUUGUUGUUGGAUCCAUAUCAAAAUUCGACCAUAUCUAUCUAUCUAUCUAUCUAUCUAUCUAUCUACCUAUCUAUCUCUCUCACUUGUUUAUCUAUCUAUCUAUCUAUCUAUCUCACUUUGUUCAUAUAUCUAUCUAUGCAUCUAUCUAUCUAUGUAUCUAUCUAUUUCACUUUGUUCAUCUAUCUAUCUAUCUAUCUAUCUAUGUAUCUAUCUAUCUAUCUAUCUCACUUUGUUCAUAUAUCUAUCUAUGUAUCUAUCUAUCUAUGUAUCUAUCUAUUUCACUUUGUUCAUCUAUCUAUCUAUCUAUCUAUCUAUCUAUCUAUCUAUCUAUCUAUCUCACUUUGUUCAUCUAUCUAUCUAUCUAUCUAUCUAUCCUAGUAUAUCUAUCUAUCUAUCUAUCUCACUUUGUUCAUCUAUCUAUCUAUCUAUCUAUCUAUCUAUCUAUCUAUCUCACUUUGUUCAUCUAUCUAUCUAUCUAUCUAUCUAUCUAUCUAUCUAUUUCACUUUGUUCAUCUAUCUAUCUAUCUAUCUAUCUAUCUAUUUCAUUUGUUCAUCUAUCUUUCUAUCUAUCUAUCUAUCUAUCUAUCUAUCUCAUUUAUCUAUCUAUCUAUCUAUCUAUGUUCAUUCUAUCUAUUUCACUUUGUUCAUCUAUCUAUCCUAGUAUAUCUAUCUAUCUAUCUAUCUCACUUUGUUCAUAUAUCUAUCUAUCUAUCUAUCUAUCUAUCUAUCCUAGUCUAUCUAUCUAUCUAUCUAUCUCACUUUGUUCAUCUAUCUAUCUAUCUAUGUAUCUAUCUAUCUAUUUGUUCUAUCUAUCUAUUUAUUUAUCUAUCUAUCUAUCUAUCUAUCUAUUUCACUUUGUUCAUCUAUCUAUCUAUCUAUCUAUCUAUCUCACUUUUGUUCAUCUAUCUAUCUAUCUAUCUAUCUAUCUAUCUAUCUAUCUAUCUAUCCUAGUAUGUUUAUCUAUCUAUCUAUUUCACUUUGUUCAUCUAUCUAUCUAUCGGAUCUUUCAUAUUUUGUUUAUUGACAUUUUUCAGUGGUAUUUUUAUCUAUUUUUGCAUCUAUCUAUCUAUCUAUCUAUCUAUCUAUCUAUCUAUCUAUCUAUCUACAGGUUGCGAUGGAUAAAAUGUCGUCUAAAUUAA
Molecule: messenger RNA, 1497 nt
Organism: Acanthosepion pharaonis
Lineage: Eukaryota; Metazoa; Mollusca; Cephalopoda; Sepiida; Sepiidae
Source: the annotation of a GenBank genome assembly